Messenger RNA from Melanotaenia boesemani (Boeseman's rainbowfish), 3950 nucleotides. It is a transcript of the gene slc35g1, whose product is annotated as solute carrier family 35 member G1. Gene Ontology annotation, biological process: calcium ion export across plasma membrane; regulation of cytosolic calcium ion concentration. Gene Ontology annotation, cellular component: endoplasmic reticulum membrane; plasma membrane. Lineage: Eukaryota; Metazoa; Chordata; Actinopteri; Atheriniformes; Melanotaeniidae. The coding region runs from base 151 to 1386 and encodes 411 amino acids. The record is from RefSeq and is a predicted model, not a curated record. The transcript has 5 exons.
UGCCCCCCUGUGGGUAAAGUAACCACCGCAUGUCUGUACUGAGACACCAAGGUUAGUGAUUAACCUUGCCUUCUCAGUCUCUCAGAGCAGCAGAGACAACGGACAGUGUUCUCACCGAGGCAUGCUGCCGCUCAGCCGCCACAUCUUAACAUGGGCGACUGCAACCACUGUACACACGACCGGGCUUUAACCGUAGAGGACGACGUGGCGGUGUUGUUUCAUAAAGUUGUCAGCCAUGACAAACAAAGCUGCCACGAGCAUGAAGACGAACUCGGCAGUGACGAACGGACAGAAGAGAGAGUUCAUUUGCGAAGUAAUUCCCUUCAUGUUGAUGAUGCUGAGGAUAAUGGGGAAGCGAGAAGACGCGAAAAUUCACUGGAAAGCAGCGAGAAGGAAACGCUGUGUCUACCGGCGUUAUGCGUCAGAAGCAGGCACGCAUCUUCCCCAGAAGGACGCGCACGUGAAGAAAAACCAAAGAGAUGUCCAGGUCUGGGUUUGUUCUACACAUUCCUGUCUACUGUUUUCUUCUCCAUCAUUGCCCUCCUGGUGAAAACUAUCCAGGGAGUCCACGCCAUAGAAAUCAGCGCCAUACGCUGCUUCUUCCAGAUGGUUUUUAUUGUGCCUUUACUCAUCUACCACAAGACAGGUUUUCUUGGUCCCAGAGAUAAACGUAUUUAUCUGGUGCUUCGAGGUUUCCUCGGCUCCAAUGCAAUGAUCAUGCUCUUCUAUGCAGUUCAGCAGAUGCCGCUGGCAGAUGCCACCGUCAUCAUGUUCAGCAAUCCCGUUUUUACCUCUCUCCUGGCUUGGAUCUUCCUAAAAGAGAAAUGCACCAUCUGGGACUGUGUUUUCACUGUUUUUACCCUGACCGGAGUCAUCCUCAUUGCCCGCCCACCAUUCCUCUUUGGCGAGCAUCUCCAUGGGAUUGAGGGCAAUUACACCAACCACGUCAAGGGGACUAUUGCUGCUUUUGCAGGAGCUGUUGGAGCUGCUUUUACCUUUGUCAUUCUUCGCAAGAUGGGGAAGAGCGUCCACUACUACCUCUCUGUGUGGUAUUAUGCUGUCAUCGGCCUUAUUGAGUGCAUCAUCACCUUGUCCGUCCUCGGGGAGUGGAAACUCCCAUCCUGUGGCCGCGAUCGCUGGGUGCUGAUGCUGAUCGCUGUUCUGGGCAUUGCUGGCCAGAUUUUCCUUACAAAGGCACUGCAGAUUGAGAAAGCUGGACCUGUGGCCCUGAUGAGGACGGUAGAUGUGGUGCUGGCCUUUUUCUUCCAGUUUGUUUUCUUUAACCGAGCACCAACCUGGUGGAGCCUCGGAGGGGCGCUCUGUGUAGUGGCGAGCACCAGUGGAGUAGCACUUAGGAAGUGGUAUGCCAACUCUCGCAAGAGCUGAGAGGCAGAAGUUACUUAUUAUAUCACUAUUUAGUAUUAAUUUUUCUACUUCAGUGUGCUUCUGGUUUACUCUGUGUUUUCCUUGUUAUUUGAAUUCAAAGCAGUUUAAAGGUUCAGGCUCCUUGAUGGUUUAAAAGCAGAAUUUUAAAGAAGGACACAUCUAAAAGGAUGUGUUUCUGAACCGGUAAUAGUUUAAAAUUCAGAACUGACUUCUUUACAUUAAUAUAUGUUGAUUGAUGAAUCAACCAGUCGAUGUAUAAUUUCUCAAAUUUUAUUCAUAAACACAUCUCUAAAGGUAGUAAGAGGAAGAAAAGUCUGCAGCCUGAAGGCAUAUUCUGCUCCUUGGAGCCUGUGUGGCUGCUUGACCUUCCUAUUUCCAUCUUACUGAAAACUAUACUAUAAAAAACGACUGAAAGUUGAAUUUUAGUUGAGCUAAAAAGAUGUAGGAUAUUUACAGCUCUGUUUUUGUUUAACUCAAAUGGAACAGCCAAAGUAAGACUGGGAAAAGUCAUAUUGUCUUAUUAUUUAAAAAUGAUAGAAAACCAGUAUGUUUAACUUGUGACCUAUGAGAUAGGUCAGUUGUUAAAAUACUACAGUAACGUAAGUCAUAACAAAUAAUAAAAAGCAGAUAAUAAAACCCCAGCAUUGGCUACAAGUUCUUACUUGAAAAUGGGGUCAAUCUGUAUGAGUCUCUCAGGGAUUUCUCUCUCAUUUUCUUACAUAAAAAUUACAUUUGCAUCUAUAUCAAACCCAGUUAUCUUACACAUGAUGAUGCUACUCAUUUUUCUGUACUGUAUAAGAACUGUAUAAGUGCCUGAUGCAGGGAGUGAUAGCCUCUAGCUUCCCCUGAUAAAAUUGACAAGUAACCAGCAACUUGUACCGUGCAGCUCUCAGAUGACUGUGCCGAUUCAUCGGCACAUGGGUCAUUCUCAUGUUAGUUUGCACUUUGUGAAUGGUUCAAGCAGCAAAGCUGCAACAAGGACCUCUUCUGUUUUUGUUCUGGUUUUAUUCUCCACUAAAAUUGUUUUGUACAGCAAAAAUGACACGACGUAGAAAUGUGCAACUUGACGGCACGGUCUUAAAUUUUCCCCACUGCUCAGACCCCAACACCCAAAAAUAGAACUUAAUUUGCAACUCUCUUAGCAGUGGUUAGUGGUGUGGCCUGUAACAAAAUUUAUUUAAUAGCUUUUCUAAUUUAAAUUAUUUUUGCACCUAUGUUCAACUGCUUUAGAAAGGUCUUUAUUUGCAGUCAGUCACUUUGUGUGCAGCUGCGGUUGUAUAAAUCUAGCAGUGUAGCAGUUUCUGAAUAUAGUAUGUUUUAGAGAGCUUGCUAAGAUCCAAAAAUGCUUAAGUUUAUGCGGCUGCCUCAGUCCCAGUCAUUGCAGCCUGUGGCUAUGUUGUCGUCUUUAAACUAAAUCGUAACAUUAAUGUUCUUGGCAGUCUAAAAUUUAUUUUUCAUGGUGCCCAAAGUGAGAAAAUUAUUAGUAGGAAAAAAGUGUCAAUAACCUGCCAAUAUACUUUUACUGUUUAAAAGCUGCAUGCAAAGAUAGCUUCAAGCCACUAUGCGAGAAUAAAUCUGAAAUAAAUAAUUAAAUUUAAAUUAAUUCAAAGACCUAGCACAGCAUGAUCAGUGUAAAACUGCUCAGCACGUUGUCAAGUUCCUCACUACAUAGUGGAAAGACCAGUUUACAGCAAAACAAUCAAUCCUGUGUCAUUAGAUGAGGUUUAACAAUGGAGUAUUGUUGUUUUUGCAUUGAGCACAAUGAUUUAAAAUUGUCAUAUCAGGUUCUUGUGCCACAUUUUGGACCUAUUGUAUGUGUCUAGGGGUGUUAGGUCAGUGUGGAUACAUUAAAUUCACAGAAAAAAGAAAGACUUAAAUAUAUGGUCUUUAAACAUAUUGCAAUGACAUAUUUUAGGCUUUUAAAGUAUAUUUUUGACUAUUUAUUUUAAACCUGCCUUGUAUUUAUCCCCAGAUAUGUCCAUAAGAACUCUACCUUUAUUUAAAAGAUUGUGGGUUUCUAACUCAGUAAAAUGUGUGUGUUGUUUGUAUGUUUUACACAAAGUUUUUUCUAUUUGGCAUUAAGCAACGAGUUAUGCACUGCUGUGACUUUAGGCAUCACAGUGUAAUAAGGAGCAAUAUAACUAGUGAACAGAUAGAAUUACGCUGCUCCACAGGUAGUUCAUAUCCUAAACGUUCCUUCUUUGCUGUCUUUUCAACACUCGUGUUCCUGUUUUCGUUAACCCUGUUGAAAACUGCACCAGUGCAGAUGCAUAGCAUUACAGAGUUUUGCACUUUAAUGCAAUUCUGAAACAUUAUCUAUGUUUUUGACCGGUGAUUGUUUGUUUUUCCUGAAGUCUUUUUCUUUAAGAGGUUAAAUUUAAACAUAUAUAGUCCCUAGUGUCAUAUCACCCUCUCUAUACUGUAGAUAACACUCAAUAAGAGUUUGUCUGUGUGAAAUUUGCUGUGGUUUGAAAUAAUAUCAACUGCCAAUUUUUAAAAAAAAGGGCUUAAAAAAUGUCUAUCCAUCCUUCCAAAAAAUAAAAAGCACACAUUAUUUAAUUGAA